Messenger RNA from Mucor mucedo, 3207 nucleotides. RefSeq lists its product as uncharacterized. The record is from RefSeq and is a predicted model, not a curated record. Gene Ontology annotation, molecular function: protein binding. Lineage: Eukaryota; Fungi; Mucoromycota; Mucoromycetes; Mucorales; Mucoraceae. The transcript has a single exon. The coding region runs from base 67 to 3111 and encodes 1014 amino acids.
UUUUAUUUUUAUUUUGGAAUUUUCUUUUUUUGUUUUGUUUUGGUUUUCUUUACCUCACACGUUCUCAUGUCUACAACUACGUUAUGGGAUCUUCCAAGGGAAGUAAUGUACAUGAUCUUGGAUAACCUCAGUCUGGAAGAUAGAACCACUUGUCGACUUGUGAAUUCCGACUUCUUAAAGGUUGCUUCGUAUGUCUUUCGAGAAAUCACACUGGCUUCCAAAGAAAACAUAAACUUUUUUGCCGAUUGUCUGGACAAAACACCAUGCAUUGCACCUCAUGUCCAAAAAAUCAAUGUGGAUACCGCCAUUCUUUUACGUUUCGCCAAUAGAACCUGUAUCAAGACCCGAUGUCACCAUGUCAAGGAAAUUCAGAUUUUAAUUUCACAGGGCAAUAGCCUUUGGGCAGAGCAACUGAAACCUUACCGCUAUCUUCAACAUGUACCAACAUUUAUUGACAAUGUCAAUGCUCAAUAUAUUAUGGACAAUUACAAGAAUCAACUCAUGACAAUACGAUUAGGUGGUAAAUACCUACUGGACUUGUCAAUCCAAGACAUUAAAGCCAUUUUAAAUGAAUUACCCCAAAUUAAAUUAGUGGGACUUCACUACCCUUUUUCAGAAAAGAAGAAGAAUGUUCACAAAGAUCUUCCUCGCACCUUUUCAUUUAAUGAACUCAAUUCCAUUUUGAAACAAUCGACUGUCAUGACUGGAUUUGAAUUACAGUUUUGCGAAAUCGCCGAUGCUUCCUUGCUUGCAGUGGAUGUAGGAAACGUGGAUGCAUUACAGAGUCUACGCCAAUCGCUGGUUGUUCGGCCGUCCUACGAAAUCAGUGUGUUCGAUACCAACCAUACGUUAACGCAUAUCGAUAUGAAAUCUGUGAUGGUUACCAACGUCACGCAUUUUAUGCGGUCCAUGUUUGAUAGUUUUCCAAACCUACGCAGUCUGGACAUCAAGUUCGUUCCUCGUGACAUGCCCUUACAAACAUUGGUGGGGUCACAGUGGGAUAUGCCCCAGCCAAACAUCUGGAGUAAAGAGUUUGUGUUUGGUACUUCCGGGCUUAGAAAAUUAGCUUUAACAGAUACCCAAAGCCGAUUGAACAUCUCUGAAUUAUUAUCGGCUUUAGUUCGUGCCAAAGCACCCUUGAAUGAUAUCUCUAUUACAGGAUCAGAGGAUCAAGAAACUGGAUCCAUGGUUGUUAUUUGUUCUGGAUUUAAAAAUACGCUUGAGAAGCUCAGGAUGGAUUGCAAGGCUUCCUUCGGUUUAGACAAUGUGGGUUUACUAAUCCAUUUAAAAACAGCCGUUUUCCGUUGGGGUCGUAGUCAUACUUCUCUUCCCAUGUGUCCCGCCAAUAUCAUCAGUGAUAUGCCAACUGUGACAAAAUUGGAUUUGGGCUAUAACCGAUGGUACACCCACAUGAUAUCACGACCCACUGCAUUUGCUUACAAACCGUACACGAAUAUUACCAGUAUAACAUUAACCCGUGUCAUCAUCAACGAGAAUGAAACGAAGGAAUUCUUGUUGCCAUUGACACAUUUAAAAGAAGCGAUCUUUAGUUACUGCAUGUUUGAAAAAUGUAGAGACAAUGAACUGGAAGAACCUAAUUAUGAUACAGACUAUACAACUAGUGCUCUGGGCAGGGAAGAAGUGUUUGAUUUCAUGACAACAACGGGUGAAUUGAUGAAUGAAGUACGACGUAAUAUGUUUAAAGAAGGAUUAGGGAUGAUUCAGGCUAAUACGGUUAACGGUUUGGAAGAACCUGUAAUAGACACGGAUGAGGAAGUUGUUAGUUCUUGCGAUACACUUGCUGCUGUGUUGGAUUCCGUUGCAAGGACAAUGGCAGAUAUUGGACAACGACAUGGCCUUCAAUCUAAUCAAAGAGGGGAGAGUUCAGCACCUCCUGUAGAAACAUCUGCUGCACCACCCAUACCUGAGGGAUAUCUUGAACAUUUAUUGGAUCGUGCUAGAGGAAUUAUACAACUCGGUAACCGUUUACGCCCAGUGAACGACCCAUUUAAAUCCAAAAGAAACGACCUGCACAUCCAGUCCUUGUCGCUGGAACAUCUUGGUUUACAUGAAUGUAAGAUACGGGAAAUGAUAGGUGGGAUCUCUAAUGCGCGUACGAUUCGAAAUUUCGAGGUGGUUCAGGACAGACGUAGUGGAUGUGCCAAAUCGUAUGAUAAAGAUCGUGCUUACCAUGAGAAAAAGUCCUGCAACCCGCACGUGGUUUUAAACAAGAAGACAGUGACGGAUAAAACUAUUGGAUUCCAUUAUACCCAUGAAUUUGGUGGCAAAACUGGCAAAAACGAUUACCUCAAUUCUAGACCAACCUUUAAAAUACGUCUAUUUUCACUAGAGAAACUUAGCAUUCGACCCAACUGUCUCAUGUCGAUUUAUUUUACCGAUAAAAACGGGGGAAAGUUGAAGACAUGCAAUUCUGUCGUAAAUGAUAUUGUGGAAGCGGCAAAGGCAAAUAAUGGUGAGAUCCCUCCUAUGACAAUAGUUCCGGAUAUGUCCAGUGUGGAAGAUGAUCGUAUUUAUGCAAAAGAACUGAUGGAGGCUUUCAAGAGCAAUACCAAGACAGAGGAGGUGGGGGCGGAAAUCAGUAUCUCAUCAUCUGUCAAACGACAAAAUGAAGAAGUUGAAGAAGUAAGCCGAUUUUUGGGAAGAGCUCUUGAUCCAGGUAGAAGACCCCCUGACGAUUUUCUGGGUGCUCGAACUAGAGCUUUUUAUGAUACCAUCCGAGGUAUUCGAAAUAUAUUCGAUGAUGCGGAGGAAACGGAUGAUGAUACAGUGAUGGGAAAUGAAGCAAAUGUAUUUAAUGCUGUCUCCCGGUUUGAUCGCAUGCUCGCUGAAGUGGGUCGUGCUGAGGACAUCGCAAGAUCAUCACCGGACAAUAUACAGGACCACCUUGGCCAACUUCGGGAUUCGCUUGCUUCUCCGGCAGAGAGUUCGGAAAGUACAGCGGUGCAACCUUUUGUCCUUAACAAAAAUGUGUUUGAUGCAGAUAUAUUUAAGUCUGUUGUCUAUGAUACCUGUGAAUUUAGUCGCAACCGUCGUCAUGAAACUCCAAAAUCAGGAAAAAACAGAAAAACAAUGACUAUUCGCCCUUUCUGAUUUCAGUGUCUAAUAAAUUUGGCGAUUAUCUUAUCACUUGCUAUCUAAGCAUGCUAUCUUUGAAUAGUCUUACUUUUACAAAAAAAAUGAAGAAUG